AUGGCGGACCGACUCCCUGCCUCGCCCCCGGUAAAACUCCGGAACGUCGACGGUAUGAAAGCAACCCGGUUUUCCUCACGAUGGCUCAAACGACGGAUAGCCAUCAUCAUGAUUUUCUCCGGCAGCACCGUGUUACUGUUUUGGUACUAUGGUGCUUUUGCUUAUGCGAGACCGACCACGCCACAAUCGCCCAGUCCGCCAACUUAUGAGACACCAGAUCAGGAUUUGCUCAUCAGCCUCCCGGAAUAUGGAACGUUCCAAGGCACCAAGUUGAUGACCAACUUGAAGAAGACGGUUGAGUUCAGCAGCGCCGUGGAUGCAUGGUUGAAUGUUGAAUAUUCUACACAGCCUGUUGGGGAGGGGAGGUUCAAGCCAGUAACAUGGCCAGCGGCAUUUGACGGCACAAAGGACGCGACCAGCAUAGGCCCAGCAUGUUUUCAGGACAUGUACAGUUCGCUUGGCCAGUCGGAAGCUUGUCUUACUCUCAACAUUUACCGACCUUCACAUAUUCCCAUGGACACCAAGCUCCCGUCCUUUGUCUACCUGCAUGGUGGAGCUUUCGUGUCAGGCUCCCACAAGAGUUUUGAUGGCGCACUAUUUGUUGAGAAGAGUGCGGAACCUCUUAUGGUAAUCACUGUCCAGUACCGACUAGGUGCAUUGGGCAGUUUGCCCGGAAAGUUCAUGGAAGAAGACGAUCUUUUGAACCUUGGGAUCAGGGAUCAGAGAAUGGCUUUGGAGUUCUUGCAAAAGUACAUCGACGAGUUUGGAGGCGACAAAGACCAGAUCACACUCGGUGGGCAGAGUGCAGGUGGCCACGCGGUCGGCAUUCACCUUUACCAUGACUAUGGUUCUGAUGCUGGCAAUUCCUUGUUUAGCAAGGCAAUUAUAUCCUCUGGCUCACCAACCGCACGUGCCUUCCCCGGCGUUGACUUUCCGCUCUACCAACGCCAAGUCGCAGAUUUCAUGAACUAUCUGAAUUGUCCCGAAACGCCCAGCUCUGCGGCUCUUGAAUGUCUCCAAGGUGCCGAAGCCCACGACAUUCAGUUCAUCUCCUCUUCAGUGUUCAGCGCACAUAACCGCAACCUCACUUGGCCUUGGCAGCCCGUGUCCCCGGGUCCUCUCUUCGAGAAGCGUGGGUCCACAUCAGGCGCGGAUGGCACAUUCUUCAAGAUUCCCCUCCUAAUCUCCUCCGUCACGGAUGAGGGAUACGGCUUUGUACCGCAAGAUCUGCAAACAAACGAAGAAUUCGUCAACUACUGGAAGACGCUCGUCCCAGGCCUCUCAGCUCAAGAUCUCGUUGACCUCCAAGCCUUAUAUCCCGAGGAAAAGCCAGAGGCUGGUACCAUGAGCUACGUCUCCGGCCAAUACCAGCGGUUGGCAGAAUCGUACGGGGACUAUGCAUACAUCUGCCCCGUGCAGCUCACUGCCAUUGACUUUUCCAAGACUUCAGCGCCCGUUUACAAAGCGCGCUUCGACACUCCAAACUUUACUCCAACAUACCAAGGUGUGCCUCAUGCCAGCGAUUCAUCAUAUUUCCAAGGCUUGCCCAAUACACAGUUCCCGGAAAUCUCCGAGGUCUACCCUGCUUACUGGGCGAGCUUUAUUGUUACAGGCAACCCAAACACGCAUCGCUUAGGCAGCACCUCUGAGUGGGAGAGGUAUGAGGGUGCUGGAACAGACGAGCUGGUAGUUAACCCUCCGAUGAAGGGAGGCGUGAAGAUGGAAAAGGAGGGUACAGCGAUUAGGUUGGAACAGUGUGCUUGGUGGAAUGAUCCUGAGAGGGCGGCUAGAUUGAACAAGUGA
Messenger RNA from Pyrenophora tritici-repentis Pt-1C-BFP, 1803 nucleotides. RefSeq names its product PnbA, Carboxylesterase type B. NCBI's taxonomy places the organism in Eukaryota, Fungi, Ascomycota, Dothideomycetes, Pleosporales, Pleosporaceae. The record is from RefSeq and is a predicted model, not a curated record. Gene Ontology annotation, molecular function: hydrolase activity.